AUGGAACCCUCCACAGAAAAGAACCCUGGUCUAAUCGAAACAGCCAAGUCCCUAGCAAACACACCUUGGUGCGAGCAAUACGAGCGUAUGAUAUCAGGGAUGCUAUACGACCCCCUCGCUCCAGAACUCAUGCAAAGCCGUUACCGAGCCCGCAAGCUAAUGUCGAAAUACAAUGCACCCAUUCCUGAUGACAUAUCAUUCGAUGAUCUCACACAACAGCGCGAGGAUCUGCUUAAGCGACUACUGGGGCAAGUUGGCAAAGGCGCCUUUAUUGAGCCACCGCUAAUGGUUGAUUACGGGUGCAAUAUCAAGAUUGGUGAUGGGUUUUAUGCUAAUUUCAACACCACAAUCCUCGACUGCUCCCUAAUCAUCAUCGGCGAUCGUGUGGCCUUCGGACCUAAUGUGAGAAUUUUAGCUGCGACGCAUGAGACCAGUGUUGAGUCCCGGAGGAAUGGAGUUGAAUUUGCGAAAGAGGUAGUUAUCGGUGACGACUGCUGGAUUGGGGCUGGUGUUUCGAUCUUGGCGGGGGUUCAUAUCGGUAAAGGUAGUACGAUUGGGGCUGGGGCUGUUGUCACGAAACAUAUUCCUCCUUUUAGUGUUGCUGUGGGAUCCCCGGCUCGGGUUGUUAAGCAGGUGGAGCCUGUGGAAUAA
Molecule: messenger RNA, 651 nt
Organism: Aspergillus luchuensis
Lineage: Eukaryota; Fungi; Ascomycota; Eurotiomycetes; Eurotiales; Aspergillaceae
Product: sugar O-acetyltransferase
Exons: 3
Coding region: 1-651 (216 amino acids)
Molecular function (GO): acetyltransferase activity
Source: RefSeq, a predicted model, not a curated record